Molecule: messenger RNA, 944 nt
Organism: Nicotiana tabacum (common tobacco)
Lineage: Eukaryota; Viridiplantae; Streptophyta; Magnoliopsida; Solanales; Solanaceae
Source: RefSeq, a predicted model, not a curated record
UUUAAAGCAAAUUCUUUUUUGUCUAAAUUGUCAAAUAUUAAAGACAGGAGAAAGUAGGAGAGAAAUUAAAAAGGAGCCAUAUACAUAAGAUGUAUCCAUCAACUGAACACAAGUAGAGAAGGAACAGGAAUUCAUACCCCCUAAACCGCAGAAAUAAAGAGACGCCCAACAGCAUUUGUGUUAACAGUGAAUCUAAAACACAAGACUUAGGAUUGAGAAUGGAGAUGGAGAUGGAGAUGGCGUCAGAGACAGGAGCUUCCAUUGCAGAGCUAAUACAAGCACUGGACCAAGCAACCCUAAUGGCUAAACAACUUACCACCACCUCUGAUUCUUCCCAACUCCUCCAAAUCUACUCUUCCCUUCACUCUGCUCACCACCACCUUUCCCUCUUCCUAUCCUAUCACCACCACCACCACCCACCCCCUCGACAACCCCAUCUCCUCCCUAUACCACCACCACCUCCGGUGCCUGAAAACUCUGUCUCCUCCGCCGUAGGCAGUGGCGAUGAGAAUGAUACUGAUGAACCUAUGCAAGUGGGGGAUGAGGAGGUUGAUGAUGUAAAUGAAACAGAGCAGAAUUCUGUUGAUAGAGUUGAGGAGAGGAUGAGGGGUUGUUUCAUUCAGAAUAAGAGACCCAAAAGACCCCUCUCGCCGGUUUCAGCUGCGGCGGUUGCAGCUGAGCAGCAGCGGCGGAGCUACGACAAUGACGGCGGCCCCCCUGCUCUGGAAUUUGAUCCUCAUGGGACUAGGUUGAGGUCCCUGGACCUUAUUUAUCAGUUUCAUUCUUGAAUAAACUGUGUAGAGAAUUUGAAUAUUUUGAGACUAUAGUUACUUCUUAGAGUGGAUAAAUUAUUGUUUAUUCUGAAUGUAUUUUCAUGAUUUCGAUUGAAAUAAUCUGUACCAUUUUCCGCCAGUUGGAUUAUGAAUUGAUUUUUGCUUCUUGAU